This is a messenger RNA of Hemisphaericaspora subhashii, 888 nucleotides long. Its product is annotated as GCY1. Bases 1 to 888 code for a protein of 295 amino acids. NCBI's taxonomy places the organism in Eukaryota, Fungi, Ascomycota, Pichiomycetes, Serinales, Debaryomycetaceae. The record is from RefSeq and is a predicted model, not a curated record. Gene Ontology annotation, molecular function: oxidoreductase activity. The transcript has a single exon.
AUGGUAGCUCAAUUAGAAAUUAGAAACGAAAAGUAUACUUUAAACAACGGUACUGUUAUUCCAGCAAUUGGAUUAGGUACUUGGCAACUGGACAACAGACAUGAAUUUUAUGAUUCGGUUAAAUGUGCCUUAAAGAAUGGUUAUAGGCACAUUGAUACUGCUGCUUGUUAUAAGAAUGAAGAAUAUAUUGGUAAAGCCAUCAAGGAUUCGUGUAUUCCAAGAGAAGAAAUCUUCAUUACUACUAAAAUCUGGAAUGAUAGACAUAAGGACGUUGCCAAAGCUCUUGAUGAAUCACUUGAAAAAUUAGGUGUUGAAUAUGUUGAUUUAUAUUUAGUGCAUUGGCCAGUUUCAAUUGAUCCUAAAACUGGGAAACCAUAUGACGAUUGGGAUUAUGUUGAUACUUAUAAGGCUCUUCAAAAGUUAUAUAAAGAAUCAGGUAAGAUAAAAGCUCUUGGUGUUUCUAAUUUUACCAAGAAGAAAUUGGAAAGAUUAUUGAAUGAUCCAGAAGUUGAUGUUGUUCCGGUUGUGAAUCAAAUUGAAGCUCAUCCUUUAUUAACUCAAGAUGAAUUAUAUAAAUAUUUGGAAGAAAAGAAUAUUAAGAUUGCUGCUUAUUCUCCAUUGGGAUCUGCUCAUUCACCAUUGAUUAAGAAUGAAACUAUUUUAGAAAUUGCUAAUAAGAAUGGAGUUGAUGCUGGACAAGUUUUGAUUUCUUGGGCAGUUCAAAGAAAGACAAUUGUUCUUCCUAAAUCAGUUAAAGAAUCAAGACUUAUUUCUAAUUUAAAGACUUUUAUUUUAUCAGAUAAAGAUUUUGAAACUUUAAAUAAAUUAUCUGAAAAGUAUGGAGUUGUAAGAACUUGUACCAUGGAAUAUAACAAUUUUGAUGAUUAA